Ooceraea biroi (clonal raider ant) is the source of this 5781-nucleotide messenger RNA. Its product is annotated as F-box only protein 33. The record is from RefSeq and is a predicted model, not a curated record. Lineage: Eukaryota; Metazoa; Arthropoda; Insecta; Hymenoptera; Formicidae. Gene Ontology annotation, molecular function: protein binding. Gene Ontology annotation, biological process: positive regulation of protein ubiquitination.
UGGGAAGAUAGCGAUCGAUCAAUCAUCCGAUAACUUCAUUCAAUUCGAAUCCUUAUUUUCUUAACAUUUUACAUCUUACGAAACUCUUAACAUUCUUCAUACGAUUUUUCGAGUUUUCGUCGAUUCACUUAACCUCCUUAACAAUUUCCAAAAUCAUCACUCGCUUCUUCCGAUAGUCGACGCGACAGUCUCCGCGGGUUAAGAACCGGGGGUCGACCGAUCCGCGAAUCCGUCCUUGCUGCGAUACGUGUGUCGUACAUACAUACACGCACACGUAUGCGAGGAGGCAAGCGGAGAGGCGGACAGUCGGGACGCGAGCGAGCGAGAAUGAGUCGCGUUGUGGAAGUCGCGAGUCGCGAGUUUGGCGUGUACGUCGACUCGCGUAUGCCUGUCUCGGCUGUAAACGACGCGGUCGCGAUCGGCGGCGGUGACGGUCCGGGCGACAUGGUCGACGUAGCGGAUGAGCCGUGGCCCGAGCCGACCGGCUGGUUGAAGAUGAUGCAGGCUUGCGGGGCUUUCGACGUUAGACUGGAGAGGCUCUGCGAUGCCAACAGCUCCGACGCCGCGACGACGACGACGAUAGCAACAACGGCGGAGAACGGGGACGCGGCGACGGAGGAGGCGGCGUCAAGAAAGUACGAGGGGCAGCUGUUUCCACCGAGCGUAGCGAACAGCUGUUCGUCCUUUAAGCCUGCGAAUCACGUCCUUGAAAUGGCGCUAGAGGACCACGGCCCGUCCUGGGACAAUCUGCCGACCGUUAUUCUGCAGGAGAUAUUCUCGUAUUUGUCGCAUGAGACCAGAUUACAGGCCUCCCAGGUGUGCAGAAACUGGAGAUCCAUUAUGUUCCACCCGCGUUUUUGGAAAAAGAUCACUUUCAUAUUCCGAGACGAGGACACUGCUGAAUGGGCAGGAUAUUUGGGGGACCGUUUCGCUCGGACUGUUCGUGAAGCCACAAUUCGUUAUAGUAUGUCCGGGUGCAUUGAUGGCAGCGAGGCAUGCAGCAGGCUCUUAAGAAGAUUAAGCCGUAACAAACAUCUGAAAAAAUUGUUUUUGGAGAUCAGCAGUAGCACUUAUAGUUACCGAAUUGACAGUAAAUAUUCUAUGCGGUUGAAGAAAUACCUGAUAAACAUCAUCGAGACUUCUAACUGCCUGGAGGCUCUAAGUCUAGGAUACGCGGAAGAAUUGGUACCGAAUAUAUUUACGAUUCUCGAGCCUCUCCGUCUCUAUCACGCCAAACAUCUGACGCAUCUCAGUCUGGCGUCUAUUAAGACCGAGCCUAAGUACGGCAAUUAUUUCGAGUUGAACAACACGGUUUUCAGCUCGUUUAUCAGAUUGUCACUCUUGACUUUGGAUUACGAGUUUGUCAAUGACACUUUGCUGAAGGCGUUAGACAACGGAUGUAUGCAGAGAUUUGUAAUUCACGUAACCAACUGGAAACGCGAAUAUCCGGGAACCACGAACAGAGCUUGGCAGGCGUUUGUUCAGAAGAACCCGCAGUGUGAAUUGAGGCUGAACCUCAUACACUCUUACGACGGCGUGAGGGUCUUGGAUACCGGCAUACUCUGUCCCGCUAUGCCACUGACACACCUGAAAGUUCUGUUCUGCAAAAGGGUCAAUAUUAGCGCGCUGCUUCAAUUAUCGAUGUGGUAUUCGGACACGUUAAGAUCGCUCACGUGGAUAGACUCAAUAGACCGCAGGCAGCUCAUACCAGCUACGUUCGAUCCAAACGAUCCAAACAGUCCGGACCCUUUGGUGUUAAUGGCGUGGAAGUGUUCCAAGCUCAAGAGAAUGGUGUUUCUGGGUUACAAGUAUUAUCAAGAGAAUCUGCUGGCGAUCGCGCGUCUCAGAGGCAGCACUCUUAAAUUGUUAGUAUUCGCAGACAGUGAUAUCAUAUCCGAACCCGGAUCGUACGCAUUGGACAAAAGCAUUGCACAUGAAAUUCAAGACAUAAUGGGCCUGCAUUGGAUGCCGUUGAACGACUCGAAUCUACCAACGGUAAUAUUAAAUUCUUACAAGGGCAGCAGCAAAACCGUGAUCGUACCGCUGGUCCUGAGUGAUCAGAAGUAAUUCCUGGCGGAGCGCAUCGAGGAAAAUCUCUAGCCAAGAUGAUUAUCCGACAAACGUUUCCGGACCAUCAACAUUCUCAGAAGUAAUGUUAUCGAAUUGUACCUUUUAUUCUUCUAUAAGAUUUCCCUUUUUCUUUAAACGAGAAAAGUACGGAUCAAACAUCGAACAGCGUACGCGCGCUGUGAGUUCAAAAUCUCGUUAUUAUUAUUAACGAUAUUCUCGUUUAUUCGAGCCAAGAGCGGAAACCGGGAUGCGAUAUGUGAGAGAUACAGAGUUAAACGCACACGUAACUUUUUCCUCGUUCACAAUAUUUCUGUCGGUUCAGCUAUAUGAAUGUGAUAAGCUAUAGUCAACUAGAUCUAUUUUGAUCUGCUGAUGGUGUAUGUUCGAUGCAAAUUACGACACAUUUGCAAACAACGAGACGAUCUCUUCAGCCAAGAGACAAUCUUCGCGGUGAAUUAUAUGUACUAUAAUGUUUCUUUUCUCGAAAGCCACGAUUUGAUGUUGACGUUAAAGGAAAUGAUAAGGCGAGCAAGUGUAUUUGACGCGUUAAGAGCAAUGUGUUGUUAAAACAAUCGCCUAUGAAAUCGAUAUCGCUGAUGAAGGAAAUCGGUGUACACAUUCUGUACAACUACGAUAUUAUACUGGUCAAAUAGAGGUUGAUACAUCGAAAAUACGUGGCCGAGAACAAAAUCGCGAGAAGCCCGCGUGAAUCCUUAAAGGGGCUUCAAAGUUAACAAAAGUUGGAACAAGGAUACGAACGAUUUAUCCGGCAGAAAAAGAAACAGUCCCAACGUAUAUAGCAGAGAGGGAAAGAAAAAGAGGUUCGGAUCUCGUAAUCUUCCACUGGAAAAAGGAAAUGAAAUUCCAAACGCAUAGAAGUAGAAACGCGUUCACACAAUAACAUAUUUUUCCAAUUCUCUGGGAACUUAGGUAUGAUAGCGAGCGCCAAGAGCAUGACGCGCGAGAGAGUUAAAUAUCUCUAGUGAGACUUUGCGGGAUGAGAGUUCGUCGAAUGAGCGGCGCGUGAGCGAAAGAAGAAAUAAAAAAAAAAACGAAAACGAAACGAGAGCAAGAAGUCAAGUCGACGCAGCGAUCCGAGGUUAUUUUUAAUACCAAGACCAAUCGGACGCUUUUGUACAAACGUUAACGUACGCGCACCCGAAUAGCGGUCGACACAACUUGAUGGUGCAUAAAGCGCGGUCACGUCUGCGCGAUAGCUUGCGACAAAUGACAAGUAGGCAGAUCGAAUGCAAAUAUAACUUGUCUAUACUCACCGUGCUCUUAGCGACCGCUGAUGACGAACACACGAAUUAUAGUGUUAUCUGUGAAAUCGGAAUUAUUAGUCGUUAAUCGUAUAUGUAUGUAUAUGUAUGUAUAACUGUAUUAUCUGUCGAACUUUAAAACACGUCAACAUUCGGACGCAGCGCGCAUCUAUUUCUGUCGUGCGAUUAACGGUGACGAUUUUGAGAGUGUGUUUACGAGAGAAAAAUAGCAAGGGAGAGAAAGAUGUGAGCGAAAGGGAAUGAAAGUGAGAGAGAGAGAGAGAGAGAGAAAAAGAGACAGCGUAAUCCGUAACAAAGAUAAAAUACCAAAAUGCAAUCGUAUAUACGCCGUAUACACGCAGUUUACUAUUCCGAGAAGUUAUUUACUUCUUUUCGAGUCCCCUGUAUAAUUAUAUUGUCGUGUAUCGUGUAACUCAUAGUCACCUGUAAUAUUGUUCUUUUUUUAUACGUGGUUUCUGUAAAUACAUCUCGUGCGUUCGGGAAGAACAUUCGGGUAACACGCGCGAACAACGCGGAGUCGUCGCGCGGAGGAGGAUACACGAGCAGAAAAAUAUCGACGGAUAGAAGCGGAAGAACCGAUGUACAGCGCAGGGGAUGGAACGCGUGCGAGGAGAAACCGUUUUUUGUUUUUUUCUUUCGACGUACGACCAGCUGUUAUACAAGAUGAAUGGGCCUUAAUAUGUACCUGAGUCGCGGUGAAAGGGUAAACCGCAAGCCCUGAGAGAAAUCUACCACCCGCGACAUCCACCAUAGACAAGUAACCAGUUCAAGCACCUUACGACUGUUGCGUUUCUGGCGAACGUACGUUAGCCAGAAUAGCGAUUACGAAUCUGAGGUAUAUUACGCUCGUAAGUGCCCUUUCAUUUCGUAUUCCCUGCGUGUAUAUUUUUACGUCAGAGAAAAGGAGAGAAUUGAGAAAAAAAGGAGAAAUGAAUCAGGUGGUUUCCGAGAGUCGUAGUUAUUUACGAACGCGGAUGUAAUCGACUAAAAUUCGUUCACUAGUCGUCGAUGUCGCGCAGACAAGACGGAGAAGACUUAACAGAAUAAUUUUACCUUUCUUCUCGUUUCUUCCUUUGAACCGAUGGAAAUUGCGCGUAAAGAAAAGAGAGAAAGAAGAAUUACAUGGGGGGAUGUGCUGCCCGACGUAUGUGUGUGAUGAGCGAUCGUAAUGAGCGAAAGAGAGAGAGAGAGAAUAACAAAAGCGAGAAUACAGUAUAAACGAGAAGAAAGAAAAUCAUGCGACAAUUGCGCGAAAAUAAGUUUAAUAAGCGUGCGAGUGACAGGAACGAGGAAGAUUAUAAUCGAGAGCGCGGAACGAGAUGAUACGCGUUUGAAUGUAUACCGAAUAUCCGCGGAAUCGUAGAAAAACAAAACACAAGUGAUUACGAUAGUACCAUCUCCGUGCAGGUUCUCUGAAUAAUAGAGUAUAAUAUCAUAGAAGGCAACCGUGCAGUUGCGCUUGACGCGGGCACAACGCGCAACUAGAUAAUCAGUUGUUAGGCGAUACAUAAUAACGACGAAACCAUACACACACACACACAAAAGCAUAUAAGACUGAAUCUGCCGAGAAAGCAAAGAAAGAGGUGUAACACAAGUCAGGCGGGCUGCACGUUGCCGCGCAUGCUGUCGACGUCAUAUUCAUAAAAAAAAGAAACGACCGAGGGAUGGAAAGCACGCUGAUCGCGAAAAUCAUCGAUACUCCGAGUUCAUUGAACAUGGCCGGACAGGUCGUCUGUCACGUUUCGAUUCACGUUUUACGCUGUUCCACGUCGCGCUUUGAACAGGUUCUCCUCUCCGAAAGUUGCUUUUCAUCCUGCUCGGGAGUUUCAUCGAGACCGUUUUGCCAGCACGAAAGUGAUUAUUUAUGAAUAUGAGCGUGACGAGAGCAGAAGAAAAACACAAAAGGGGAUGGUGCACCAGCUAGCGUUUAGAUCGGAAUAAGCCCUGAGAGCUCACUCGAGACGGCGGUUCUCGUAGCCGAAUAUUGUAAACUAACCCAUUUAAGCAGCCUGCCAAGAAUCAAAAUACUGUAAAAUAUCAAACGGACGCUAGCCAGUACCAGAAUGCUAAGAUCUAUUUUUUAAGAAGCGAAUGUAUAUUUUUGUACUAAGGCAGGCCUUAGCGUGUGAUCGUGUCUUCUUACGUGUAAUGGCGAGACGAGAGCUGUGAUUAUAACGUGUCGGUUAUGCGAAACAGGGAAUGAGAGAGAUCCAACACGGAUGAAAAGCGUCGAACGCGUAUCGCGCACAAUUAUGCGAGCAACGCAGGGAACCGAGGCGAGAAUCCCUGAAUCGAUUGUUACCGAGUGAGCUGUAGGCAUAGACAGGGCGUUAUAAAAUCGAGAAUAAAACAUCUGUGAUAAAAUAGAGAAUCUUACGAGCGUGCUCGAGAGUGGAUGAAGAUCGAUGAGCUCCAGUAGAGUAGGAAA